Messenger RNA from Ruditapes philippinarum (Manila clam), 2000 nucleotides. RefSeq names its product cyclic GMP-AMP synthase-like. The coding region runs from base 222 to 1805 and encodes 527 amino acids. The record is from RefSeq and is a predicted model, not a curated record. Lineage: Eukaryota; Metazoa; Mollusca; Bivalvia; Venerida; Veneridae. The transcript is spliced from 8 exons.
CGUAGAUUCUUCAAUCUCUCCUUUCGUUUCAACGCUUCGUCUUCCAACGUUCCUACCGCCGCCAUUAUUACGGUGUUGUACAUGCAAUUUACAUUCCGUAAAAAAAGUAGAUCAUAUAUUUUUUGUGUACUUUGACCAAGCCCACCUCUGAAAAAUCAUAGACGAGUUUUGUGGGACCUUGUGCGAGAUGUAACCAGUAGAGUUUACAUGUUGUAAAAAUUAUGAACCGCAAAAAGAAAGAUGGGGAUGACAACAGCGACGACGGCAACAAGAAGGAUUCUUUGUUAGAUGUAUUUUUGGGUGUUGGGGCUGCAGUUGGAGCCGUAGUUGGAGCUGCAGCGAUAGGGUAUGGAACUUAUAAAUUGGCAAAGUAUGUUCAACAGCCUUCCCUCAAUGUAGACGACAUUGGGGUGAAUUUCAACGAAUGGCGGAUACCGAGGGAAAUAAAUAAUCAAGAGAUGAAACUGGCAAAACAAUUAUGCGAUGCUAGUGACAGCGAGCUUAAUAUUGAAGAAGCGGAGUGGAAUAAAGCGACAAAAGCUGUCAACAAAGUUUUAGAUUUGUUGAUGCCUGAAAUCAAAAGUGAAGCAGCCAAAUAUGAAGGUCUUGUAAUUGAAAAUUAUGUUAAGCAAGGAAGUUCUCGUGAGGGCCUUAAAGUUCACGCAGCUGACGAAUUUGACGUCCUUCUGCAAUUCCAUUUUGAAAAUAUCGAUUAUGAGGUUGAGCCUGUACAAUCGGGUGCUAAUGUGUUGCCUGAACUCGCUUAUCUGUCUGUCAACAGUACCAUGAAAGAGCUGUCUUUUUCACACGAAAAAUUACAUAGGAAAGGAGUUUUCUGCGAAAUGCAAGGUGAUCCGUAUAUUAGCACGAUGGCGCUUCAAGAGAAAGUUUUCAAGUCAAUUAUCGCGAUGGCUGCUGAUCGAGUGGUACACAAGAUCAACCACGGCCGGACUGAAGAUACAUUAGGGUUUCGAAUAAGUCUUCGUACCAACCCACCAUCAGUCAAUAUUCGAAUACAGUUUACAGAAAGCGAAGAUCCAUUGUCAACAAUCUUCAAAGUUCUAGAAAUUUCCGAACAAUCGUCACAGAAAGUAAUUGACGUGGAUAUAGUGCCUGGGCUGUUGAUAUCUGAUGACACUGUGCCUGACCCAACAAAUAAAAGACGCACAAUGAAAUGUCCGAAAUAUGCAGUGUUUAAAUGGUUUACUGAAAAUCACAGAUCCGCGACAGGCUACGAAGGAAGAGAAUUUCUUUGGCGACUUUGUAGUUCAGGUUAUGAAAAGCAUGUAAUGGAUGUCGCUCAAGGAAAACAAGACCAGUGCCAUAUUGUCACAGCCCUUAGAUUCUUAAAGCUGUACUUCCGAAACGGUAAACACAAUGCCAUUGGUAGAAAUGAACCCCCGCCACAAGUUGUUACGGUUCUACGUUCGUAUCACCUGAAACAUGUAGCGUUCUACUGCAUACUGUUCUUGCGAGUUAUAAAUAAAGAGAAGCUGUCCAGUGUCGAUGAUGCAUUGACAUAUAUGCUGGAGUUUCUGGGAGUUUGCCUUGAAGAAAGAAGACUUCCCCAUUUCUUUCAUGCAAACAGAUACGUCACUUCAAUGUUUCCAAGUCUAAAGUCUCACCCAAGAGAAUUGAAAUACGAUUUGUUUCAAAGUAAACGAGGAGACGCUCUGAAUCAGGCUAUGCUGUCGUACCGCACAAUGGCAGACGUUAUAUUUUCCGUUAUCAAGAGACCUGCAAAUACACAUCGUAUAGUGCAGCAAUUUAGAAGUUAUAUUUCCUCCGGAAAUUACUUUCAGUAAUAACAGUGUUCAAAGCUUAAACAGCAAUUAAAACCAGACUUUAGGGGGGACAUGGUUAUGAGUUUACUUGUCAAUAUUUAUAAAGUUUUUGUUUCUUGAAAUAUUUGGUCUGGUCUUGCUAUUAAAUCUGUUAUCUAUUUCAAUAUAUGCAGUUUUUUGUAUGUGAUUAUUAAAGAUUGGUUGAGUGGUUGCCUA